CUAAGAGAAUUUAAAUUUGCCCAAACCAUGAUCUUUGCCAUUGGUGAACUUAACCAAAGCCCUGACCUCCUUCCUAAUCGCACUCUGGGCUACAAGAUCUUUAAUGCCUGUGGAAUGUCCAACAUCAUGAAGUCAGCAAUAGAUUUAGCAAAUGGCCAAAGAACUAAAAUAUAUGAGGGAAACUGUACAAAGUCUGAGACAACGCAGGCUGUGCUAGGCCACUCCGCCUCUACUCCAACUAUGGGAUUUGCACGGAUUAUAGGAAGGUUCCAGAUUCCUGUGAUCAGCCAUUUUGCAACGUGUGCCUGUCUGAGCAACAGACAGGAGUAUCCAUCCUUUUUCAGAACCAUUACCAGUGAUUACCACCAAAGUAGAGCCUUGGCAAAACUUAUGAAACACUUUGGCUGGACCUGGGUUGGGGCCAUAAGUAGCAGUAAUGACUAUGGUAUUAAUGGGAUGACUACAUUUAUAGAGGCUGCACAAGAGGAGGGAGUAUGCAUCGAGUAUUAUGAAGCAUUCCAGCAAACAGGGCCAAUUCACGAAUUAGCAAAAAUUGUUGAAGUUGUCAAGCGCUCAACUUCCAAAGUGAUCAUGGCAUUUAUGACACAUCGAGAGAUAAAGGUGCUGGCAGCAGAGUUGUACAAACACAAUAUUACAGGACUUCAGCUUGUUGGCAGUGAUGCCUGGCUCACAGACCACUCUCUCACUGACAUUGAGGGCCACAGCAUCCUGGUUGGCUCCAUCGGCUUCAUCGUCAGCAGAGCUCAGAUCCCGGGGUUGGGGAAGCACCUUAGGGAUGUUCAACCCUCACAGUUCCCUGACAGCCAGUUUGUCAAAGAUUUCUGGGAAUAUAUGUUUGACUGUUCUCUGAACGGUACCGCUAAUAUGCAACGAAUGCCCUGUAAUGGAUCAGAGAGCUUACACAAUAUUGAAUCAUUCUUCACCGAUGUGUCUGAACUGAGGUUCACUAACAAUGUCUACAAGUCAGUUUAUGCUGUGGCCCAUGCUCUAAACAACCUGUUUGAAUGCAAGGACGGAAUGGGCCCAUUCUCCAAUGGGGAUUGUGAUAACAUUUAUUUUGUAUCCCCUCUACAGGUCUUACAUUAUUUACAGAACGUCAAUUUCACAACGAAACAAGGUGAACAAGUAUUUUUUGAUGAGAAUGGUGAUUCUCCUGCCGUCUAUGAACUCAUCAAUUUGAAAAAUGUCACCUCUGGAGCGAUGCAGAUAGCCCAAAUUGGUGUCUACAACUCAGCUUUGCCCAGCGAUAACCAGUUUACUAUGAAUGGCAUCCCCAUUGUUUGGGGAGGCGGAAUCUAUAGGGUGCCUGCCUCGGUGUGCAGUGAGAGUUGUGUCCCAGGAACUCGCAAGGUCCUCCAGAAAGGACAGCCCGUCUGCUGCUAUGACUGUAUACCGUGUGCAGAUGGAGAAAUCAGCAAUGUUACAGAUUCAGCGGAAUGCCUGAAGUGUCAUAAAGAAUUUUGGCCCAAUGGCAGAAGAGAUACAUGCAUCAUCAAAGAGAUUGAAUACCUUUCCUUCUCGGAGAUCAUGGGAUUCAUUUUAACAUUGUUUUGCCUGUCAGGAGUGAUUGUAACAGCAAUUAUAGCGUGGAUAUUUUUCCAAUUCCGAGAAACUCCAAUAGUAAGAGCCAACAACUCUGAGCUGAGUUUCCUACUGCUCUUCUCCCUGACUCUGUGUUUCCUGUGUUCUCUGACCUUCAUCGGCCGUCCCUCAGAAUGGUCCUGUAUGCUUCGCCACACAGCGUUUGGGAUCACCUUUGUCCUCUGUAUCUCUUGUGUUCUUGGGAAGACUAUAGUGGUGUUGAUGGCCUUCAGGGCUAAACUACCAAGCAGCAAUGUUAUGAAAUGGUUUGGUCCAACUCAGCAGAGACUCAGUGUAUUGGCUUUCACUCUCGUACAGGUUGUGAUUUGUAUUCUUUGGUUAACAAUCAACCCUCCCUAUCCCGUAAAGAAUAUGGAGACUUAUAGGGAUAAGAUCAUUCUAGAAUGUGCCUUAGGAUCCUCUAUAGGGUUCUGGGCUGUGUUAGGGUACGUAGGGCUCCUAGCUAUGUUAUGUUUCAUAAUGGCUUUUCUGGCCAGAAAUCUACCAGAUAAUUUCAACGAGGCCAAAUUCAUCAACUUCAGCAUGUUGAUAUUCUGUGCAGUCUGGAUCACCUUCAUCCCUGCUUAUGUCAGUUCCCCUGGGAAGUUCACUGUAGCUGUGGAAAUUUUCGCCAUUUUAGCUUCAAGUUAUGGGUUACUUGUAUGCAUUUUUAUUCCUAAAUGUGUUUUAAUCUUACUACGGCCAGAGCAAAAUACAAAAAAACAUAUGAUGGGUAAGUCAACUGAAGUAAAGUACUGA
Molecule: messenger RNA, 2361 nt
Organism: Gadus morhua (Atlantic cod)
Lineage: Eukaryota; Metazoa; Chordata; Actinopteri; Gadiformes; Gadidae
Product: extracellular calcium-sensing receptor-like
Exons: 5
Coding region: 28-2361 (777 amino acids)
Biological process (GO): G protein-coupled receptor signaling pathway
Cellular component (GO): plasma membrane
Molecular function (GO): G protein-coupled receptor activity
Source: RefSeq, a predicted model, not a curated record